Folsomia candida is the source of this 3265-nucleotide messenger RNA. RefSeq names its product acetylcholine receptor subunit alpha-like 1. The coding region runs from base 573 to 2102 and encodes 509 amino acids. The record is from RefSeq and is a predicted model, not a curated record. Gene Ontology annotation, biological process: chemical synaptic transmission; monoatomic ion transmembrane transport; signal transduction. Gene Ontology annotation, cellular component: postsynaptic membrane; neuron projection; synapse. The transcript is spliced from 17 exons. Gene Ontology annotation, molecular function: transmembrane signaling receptor activity; acetylcholine-gated monoatomic cation-selective channel activity. NCBI's taxonomy places the organism in Eukaryota, Metazoa, Arthropoda, Collembola, Entomobryomorpha, Isotomidae.
GUUUUGCCUCCUACUUGCACUCUUGCCAUGUAUGGUCCGUAUUAUAUGCUCACAUCCAUCCACUACUGUACUCUUAUUCACCCGGAACCAACUUUUUCCGGUGGAAUUCGGGAGGGAGUUUCUCUCUCGUCUUGUCAAAGUCUCUGAGAGCUGGGAGCUGUGAUUCUGUGAUGGUCUUCCUCUUAUUCUUCUCUCUCUCUCUCUCUUUACUUUCGCAGUUGGGAGGACAAUGGAAUAUUUUUGCAAUAACUUUUCCAGCUCAGAGGCGAUAUAACAAGAGAGCAAACUAGAUCUCAACAGACCACAUCUUCCUCUUCUGGAGCUCUUGUUUGUACUUGGGCCGAGCUGAGAGAAAGCAUCGCGGUGGUGAUCGUCGUCGUCGUAAGUAGUUGGACAGGAAACAUAGUUUCAGACACGCACAGAAAGAAAGAGAGAAAGUCCGUCUCGUGAAAAAAGUAGGAGUUGAUUAUUACGUAAUGUGACGACGAGUAUAGCAGUUUUGCACACAAACAACGUGUUGUUGUUCUUUUUCUCCUCUCGUCGCAUCGCAUCUGCCACUUUCAUCCUUUCCAAUGCUCAUCAUAGUGAAUUGUUUGCUCAUAUUGGUUUUGUCAGAUUUGGGUUGCGGGACGCCACAUGCGAAGCGGUUGUACGAUGACUUAAUCAGCAAUUAUAAUCCACUAAUACGUCCGGUGGCCAAUGAUUCUGACAGAGUCGCGAUCAAGCUGGGUCUCAAGUUAUCACAGAUUAUUGACGUGAACAUGAAAAACCAGAUUCUUACAACAAAUGUGUGGGUUGAACAAAUGUGGAUUGAUUACAAAUUAGUUUGGGAUCCAGAUAAUUAUGGUGGAACGAAGGAGCUGUACAUUCCAUCGGAGAAAAUUUGGUGUCCGGAUAUAGUUCUGUUUAAUAAUGCGGAUGGUAACUAUCAGCCGAACACAAUGGCGAAGGCAACAAUACAUUUCACCGGACUAAUUGUCCUCACACUUCCGGCGAUUUACAAAUCAUUCUGUGAAAUAAACGUGGAAUACUUUCCUUUCGACGAACAGACUUGCUUUCUGCGAUUUGGAUCAUGGACUUUCGACGGGAAUGAGGUUGAUUUGCAACACCUUUUUCAAGAGUCGGAUUCAGACGUUGUUCAAGUUGGAAUAGAUUUGACAGAAUUUCAUCUCUCCGUGGAAUGGGAUCUGUUGGAAGUUCCAUGCCGUCGAAAUGUGGAGACUUAUCCUUGUUGCGAUGAGCCCUACAUUGAUCUCACGUUUAAUAUUACGAUUCGCAGAAAAAUGAUGUUUUAUACGGUUAAUCUCAUUGUGCCAACGGUUAUAAUUUGCUUCCUGACGGUUCUAGUUUUUUACCUUCCUUCCGAUAGUGGCGAAAAGAUAGCUCUCUCGAUUAACAUUUUGGUUUCGUUGAGUUGGUUUUUUCUCCUGUUGGACGAAAUCAUUCCCCCGACGUCUCUAGCAAUACCGUUAAUUGGAAAGUAUCUCUUGUUCACGUUUCUUCUCGUGGUAACGUCGGUAUUUUUGACGGUGGGCGUUUUAAGUGUACAUUUCAAGGGUUCUUCCUCACAGAAAAUGCCACCCUGGGUUCACAACGUCUUUCUCCACGUAUUACCAAGAAUUCUUCGCAUCCAACGACCAGAUUGGGAUCCUAGAUACAUUCCGUUGAUAAAGAAUAGAGAAAUGUUUCCAGCUUUGAAAAACUUCGAGUUGGGGAUGAGAUAUGCGUAUAGUGCGAGUAAUGUGGGCAGAGUCACGGAUUUUUCUCCAGUCAAUAUUCGAAGGCCUUUGUCCGACCUGGAUUUUCCGAGACAACGAAGAAUUUUUGAGAACUUGAACAAACGUGUUAGCCCCGAGGUUUUGUCAGCAAUUGAAAGUGCAGAGUAUUUGGCUCAACAUAUUUCCAAGCAGAUUGAUAAGACAAAGGAAAUUGAUGAUUGGAAGUACGUGGCGAUGGUUCUCGAUAGGUUAUUUCUGUGGAUUUUUACUCUAACUUGCUGCUGCGGAACGGUGUGGAUUAUUCUGCUAGCCCCAUCUUUAACCGACGCUAGAAUUCCGAUUGACCAAGAACUUUCCCGGGAUAAACAUAUGAAAUGGACAUAAAGCAGUCGAAAUAACAAUUAGUAUUGUUAUGCAUACAUCGCUCAGGAAUCAUUGUCCCGUAAUAAUAAUGUCCCAAUAAUUUUGUAUUACAUACUAGCAAAUAAGAAAUUAAUUAAACCCCGUGCCAAAAAAAACGAAAGAAAAGAAAAAUGCCGUUGUAACGAUAUCUUUCCUCUAAAACCAAAUCAAUGAACAAAGCCUUUCACCCAAGACAAAUUAUAGCCCCGCAUGCAUAUAGUACAAAACCCAAAAAAGUAUGCAGUUUAUUGGUCUAUAACUAUGAUCAAUUGUUUACUCAAUAAUAAUUAGGUAAUACUUUGUAUGAAAAACAAUUAAGUAAUUAAGUACUGUGUUCAGCGGAAGAAUAGGAAAGUUUGUGUAGUUCUGGAAUCAAGACUUUUUGACAGACGAAUUUUUCCAGUAGAAAGAAAAAGUGAAAAGUGUGUAUUUAAAAUCUGUAAGACGAAACCUUAACUAGAACAAAUUGAUCCAUAAACUGUUGGCCUAUGUAAAUUCGAAUUUAUGAAAAAUUUAAAUUAUUCAAUACCUAUUUCGAUUGUGCAUAUUAUGUAGGUUUUCUUUGAUACUGAUUUCUGAUUUCUGAUUUCUUCCGAUAUGGGUCCAUCCAAAUAAAAAAAAACAACCUAUAAAUAUAUUUACCUUAUAGAAUUACAGUCCAAAUUCAGAUAAUAUGAGAUUUGUUAUUUUAGGUCAAAUUUUUUGCAAUCCAUAUUGUAACCUACCAAGCCAAAUUAUUAUUACUAAAAAUUACCAGUAAUAAUUAUGAUAUGAAAAAUUGUGAGCGAAAAGAUUAGCAAAAUAUAGAAUCGGAUAGUAAUAAUUUGGAGGCAUGAAUUGUGACAGUAGAAAUUUGUACUCUACCUACGCAACUAAAUUACAUGCAGCCAACGACAUUAAGAAAAAUUUAGUCAUGUCAAGAGAAUAACUGAUAAUAAGUAAGAGACAUUUACACGUAUGUUAUUACUAAUUGAAAAGUAGAGAUUAGAAACCUUGACUGACCCCGAAGUAGACUGAGCAAUAUGAGAAUAAUGGUAAUCCUGGCGAAUUUAGAAAACAUGUAGAAGACAUAAAUACAUAUGUAUGUAAGUAAAACGGAUAACAAUAAAAAUAAAAAAAGUACUACAAAUUUCCUAAACGUUUUA